Messenger RNA from Schistosoma curassoni, 486 nucleotides. Lineage: Eukaryota; Metazoa; Platyhelminthes; Trematoda; Strigeidida; Schistosomatidae. The record is from the annotation of a GenBank genome assembly.
AUGCUGUUUGUACUUUUGUUCCUUUACAUUAUUGUAGAUGAAAUUUCAUCAGCUUUCGCUUCGUCAUCAUCCUCAUCUAUUUUAUCAUUGUCAUCGUUUAGAUCUGUAUUGUCAAAUAAUAAUAAUUUAAUAUUAGCUACUGGAUCAGCAUGUCCAUCAAAUCCUGGAAUUGUAUGUAGUCAUGAUUAUUUAUUAGUGGAUGAUCGUAUAUCUAAUGUUUAUGACGGUAUAAUUAACAAUAUACCAAUAAUUCGUUUUUGUUUAAUCAAUAAUUCCACAUUGAAAACAAUCGCCACAAAGACAAAAACAAAAUUACCAGAAGUAGAAAUGAUCAAUUCGUCAUCAUCAUCAUCAUUAUCUUCUCCUUCUUUGAUCCCCUCUGGAUCCUUUUCAUUGAAUUCAAUAGAUUAUAAUAAAUUAUAUGCACCAGAUGAAUCAUAUUUAGUUGAGCAAAUUUAUGAUCCAAUCAGUAAUGUAUACGGUUGA